AUGGGGGGGUUUGAUGACGACGACUUGCACGACUACGAGAACGAGGACUUGGGAUUUGACGAGGACGCGCUGAACGACGACGAAUACGACCAGCUGUACGACGCUCUUCCCAAGCUCAAGGCCCUCGCGAAGAACUACCAAGUCGACGAAAAGUCGUUGAAAGAAAUCCUCUGGAGCAAUUACUUCAGCGUAGACGACUCUUUCAAGGAGGUGAAACAGAACUACAAGCGUGAGUAUGACGAAGAGCGCACGGGCCUGCGCGGGCUCAGGAGCGAGGGCAACGCGGGCUUGUCUGGUCUUCUUGGGAAGGUCAAGGACACGCCGAAACGGGAGAGACUGAGAAGGCCCCGGCCGGCUGACGACAAACAGGAGGGGCAGACUGCCACUCCACAAGCGGACGUACAGGGCGCUCGAGAAACGCAGAAACCGGACGAGACCGAGCCCAUCUGCUUGCUUCCGCCCCUUCCCGCCACCACAGCGUUCAACAUACUAACCACCACUCCCGCCAGCCUGGUUUCGCUCCUUUUUGUGCGCCCCACAGAGCCUCCGACUCCGCUGCCCGCGGUCAGUCUUUAUACUAACUCCGAUCUAGCGAAGAAAGCCGCUGUGAAUUUCGAGAAGCCGGGCCCGGACGACCACAAAGUAGAGACUAUCACAGAGAAGGUGGCUAAGGUCAAGAUAAAAGAGCCCAAGCCGGUGGCAUCCAAGCCAAAGCAGAAAAUCAACAUCGACGCCGAGCUGGCGAAGAAAAACAGCAAGCCAAACCUGUCUUUCGUCGUGAUCGGCCACGUCGACUCCGGCAAGUCUACCUUGAUCGGCCGGCUGCUGUACGACCUGGGCAUUGUCGACUCCAAAACGCUGCACAAGCUCACUAAGGAGAGCGACGCGAUGGGCAAGUCGUCGUUCUCGCUCGCGUGGAUCAUGGACCAGACGCAGGAGGAGCGGUCCAGAGGCGUCACCGUCGACAUUUGCCAGACGCAGAUCGAGACGCCAACGCAGAAGUUCACCAUUAUCGACUCUCCCGGCCAUAAAGACUACGUUCCGCAGAUGAUCAACGGCGUGAGCCAGGCCGACCUGGCGGUGAUGAACAUCGACGCAAACUCGUUCGAGAGCGGGUUCAGCAACCAGGGCCAGACCAAAGAGCAUCUGACCAUUGCCAAAAGCCUCGGCAUCGAGCGGUGUGUGGUGACGAUCAACAAGCUGGACGUUGUGCAGUGGUCGCAGACGGUGUACGACGCCAUCUGCGACCAGAUACGGCAGUUUCUAGUCGACGAGCUAGCGUACGACGCAGCGAACCUGGUUUUCGUGCCGACGUCUGGUUUCCUCGGCGACAACGUUGUCAAGCCAAGCAAGAAGCUGCCCUGGUACACGGGUCCUACGCUGAUGCAAGCGUUGGAGCAGGAAAACAGAGCAAUCAGCCACGUUGUGGACAGGAGCUCGCCCUUUGUCAUGGUGAUCAGCGACAUCCAAGAGUCCAGCAAGAGCGACGAGCUGGUGGUCAGCGGACGUAUCAACUCGGGCAUCAUCCAGCCCGGCGAGAGCGUGAGCAUUUCUCCGAGCCUGGAGGUGGCCGUGGUGGACUCGAUCUCGAUCACGGCGUCGAGCGUCGGGUCGUCGGUGACCAAGCACGAUCUGCAGAAACUGGCGCAGGAAGGCGAGUUUGUGGAGCUGAGGCUGAAGAAGCUGGCGUCGCGGGAAAAUAUAAAAGCCGGCGACGUGGUGACUCUGUCGUCGAACGCUCUGCAACCGGUGAAAAAGUUCAAGUGCGAGCUGAACCUUUUCAACAUCGAGCGGCCGCUUCUCGUGGGCACGCCCUUUGUGCUGUUCAAAAACGGGAUCUCCGUGCCGUCGCGGCUGAGCGAGAUCGAGUCGAUUGUGGCGAAGGACGGCAGGAGCAGGAAGCGGCGCCAUCUCAGCUCGAACAGCACGGCCGUGGUGGUGGUGGAGCUGCUCGAGCGAGAGCUGCCGCUGGUGACGAUCGCACAGGACCCCAAGCUGGGUCGCGUGGUCAUCCGGAAAGACGGACGGAGCGUCGGCGCGGGGAAAAUCCUCGAGCUGGUGGCAUGA
Ogataea haglerorum is the source of this 2067-nucleotide messenger RNA. RefSeq lists its product as uncharacterized. Gene Ontology annotation, biological process: translation. The record is from RefSeq and is a predicted model, not a curated record. NCBI's taxonomy places the organism in Eukaryota, Fungi, Ascomycota, Pichiomycetes, Pichiales, Pichiaceae. Gene Ontology annotation, molecular function: GTPase activity; GTP binding. Bases 1 to 2067 code for a protein of 688 amino acids. The transcript has 2 exons.